Molecule: messenger RNA, 333 nt
Organism: Penicillium taxi
Lineage: Eukaryota; Fungi; Ascomycota; Eurotiomycetes; Eurotiales; Aspergillaceae
Exons: 1
Coding region: 1-333 (110 amino acids)
Molecular function (GO): acyltransferase activity, transferring groups other than amino-acyl groups
Source: RefSeq, a predicted model, not a curated record
AUGCGAAAAUCGAACGUCUUCUACGUGCCUGCCACCCCGCCGCCUGUAUACUCGGAAACUGUCCCGCGACCCGAGCACGUGUUGGGGAGUGUGGUAUUGAUCCCACUAACCUCCACGUCAUGGGAGAUAGGAAUGCUUGUAUGUGAUAGCAGAAAACAAUCCGGCGGUAUUGGUCGACAGUUGUUACAGUUUGGUGAAAACAGCGCUCGCAAAGCAGGCAUGGUGACAGCGGUAGUCACGCUUUUAGUUGCACGAGACUGGGUGCACCCUAGUAAGAAGCGGCUGAAUGAGUGGUAUGAAAGGGCUGGUUAUACUUGCAUUCGGGUUGAAUAA